CAGGUGAGCUCAUACCUCUACAUGUGUGGGACGAUCGAAGGUUCUCGAUCACCAGUCCUGAAUAUGUGUACCGGCAGGAAAACCAUAGAAUCGAUUUGUGGCUUUACCGGGCUAAUAUUUACAAUCGUAAAUAUUCGGAUGAUCGCGGCCGCGACUUCAGUGUUGCAGAAAGCUGUUCUUGAAGAACCUGUUGAGCUGGUAUAUCGGUGUGACAUCCAUAACAUCGGCGGGGUGAUGUUGACCAACUCUGAUUCAAACCAAUCAGCAUAUGUCCUCCUGUACCACGACAACCGCCAAGAUCCGACCAACCAAAUUCCAUUGUAUCGGGGCAAAGUGGACCUGGACGACAGACGGAUGACUAACGGCACCCUGGUGUUCACGCUUCAAAACAUGAACAACAGCUUCGUGGGAAAAUACUACUGCUACGUUUUCCAGAAUGGUGAAAGAAUCCUAUUAGGCACCAUCGACCUGAGAGCUGAAGACUCAGCUGAGUUUGGUGGAAUCAACUUGCAUCACAAAAUUUGGCCUGUAAUCUCUGUCAUUUUUAUAUUUUUAUUUAUUAUUUUGGUCAAGAAAUAUCGAAAACAUUUGAAUGUGGAAAUUUUAAAAUUUUACUACAAGUCUUGUGAUAAUGAGACGCAAACUGUUGUAUAGAGUUUUUCUCAUGAAAAAUAAAACAAAUCA
Molecule: messenger RNA, 684 nt
Organism: Thunnus maccoyii (southern bluefin tuna)
Lineage: Eukaryota; Metazoa; Chordata; Actinopteri; Scombriformes; Scombridae
Exons: 3
Coding region: 22-654 (210 amino acids)
Source: RefSeq, a predicted model, not a curated record